This is a messenger RNA of Schizosaccharomyces cryophilus OY26, 3508 nucleotides long. Its product is annotated as tRNA-splicing endonuclease catalytic subunit Sen34. Gene Ontology annotation, biological process: tRNA-type intron splice site recognition and cleavage; tRNA splicing, via endonucleolytic cleavage and ligation. The record is from RefSeq and is a predicted model, not a curated record. The transcript has a single exon. Gene Ontology annotation, cellular component: tRNA-intron endonuclease complex. Lineage: Eukaryota; Fungi; Ascomycota; Schizosaccharomycetes; Schizosaccharomycetales; Schizosaccharomycetaceae. The coding region runs from base 104 to 997 and encodes 297 amino acids. Gene Ontology annotation, molecular function: nucleic acid binding; tRNA-intron lyase activity.
UUUUUUUUUUAAACCAAGAGAUUGUGGUAGAAAGCUAUAAUUGUAGUUAAACGUCAAUUGAUUUUAGUAAUUUUUGUAUCACAAUUAUGCAUAUUAAAAAUUAAUGACUAUUAACCCAAAAAGUACUAAGCCCAUCAUGGGCAAGUUACCUUUCAACAUGAACGACGCGAAGUAUCCAAUUUCGUAUAUCCAAGGGAAGUAUCUUCUUUUCGAUGUAGAAGCAAUCCAAUAUUUUCGUCAAAAAUAUCAUAUUCUUGGCAUUCUCUCAGGAACGCUACCUCAACUCCCUCAACAGAAUAUUUUUUUGGGUCUUCCUCUUCAGUUGACGAACGAAGAAGUUUAUUACUUAGUUAAUAAUGGCGCAGCUUAUAUUAUUGAUGAUCAGAGAGUGCAUAUAGACUAUUUUAAUGGUUUAGUUGAUGAUGACAGAAAGUUCCUUGCAGAUAAGCGACAAAAGAUGGCCAUAGAGCAAUUGCUGACUACGCGAGCUAAAGAAAACGAAAAGAAGAUAAAAAUUAUGAAAAAAAUAAAUAAGGAAAUUCCUUUAGAUACCUUGGAAUACGAUCCUACUCAACCUGUGAAUUUAACUAUGGUACCAGUUGAUACAAAUACAAAGGAAUUAAAUAGAGACCAUUUAGAGACUUUUUCAUUAGGCUUUCCUGAGAUUAAAAGAAGAAGAUAUUUAAUAUUUGAGUCAUUAGUGAAUAACGGGUUUUUCCUAAAUCCCGGUCUCCGGUUUGGUUGUGAUUUUGUUGCCUAUCCGGGUGAUCCUCUGCGGUUUCAUUCACAUUAUCUUGUGAACGGGUAUAACUGGAACGAUGAAAUUCCCCUUUUGCUACUUAUAGGAGGUGGUCGUCUUGGGACGGGUGUUAAAAAAGCAUGGCUCAUCGGAGGAGAAGAAGAAGAACAAGAGAUGCAUGAUUCAACAGCAUCUGACGAAAACAAUUCAGCUACAACAUAUCGUCAGUUUUCAGUCGAAUGGUCAGGUUUUGGUUGAGCAUUUACAUGAGCUAUCAGGCGCUUAUUUAUUCACUAUAACGUAGCAAAAAACCAAGUACAUUAGGAAAUUAAUUGAACUCAAAAAAAGAAUGGUUAUAAAUUCUAUAUUAUACACUUCUAUCCAAAACAAUUCCAAUGCCUUAAUAGCUUCUACCAAAGAGACCCCAAGCCUUUGCAUGAGAACCACAGGCAGCACACUUCGUAACAUUUUCAACGAUGGCAUCUUCACCGGUGGGUUGUUCCAAAGGAAUGCAAAGACUCUUAGCACCCAUACUAGGAGCCUUUUCAUCUUCAGGUUCGUCACCGUUAACUUGACGAGCACUAUUUUUCUUAAUAUCUUUUUCACAUUUAGUAGUGUUGCACCAAGGAAUGAGAACGAGAUUCUUCUUGUUCAAAGCAGGAACAAACUCUUCCCAUUUCUUAACACGGACAACAUGAGAAUCGAAAUCUCUCUUGGCAGUCUCAUACAUGCUAUUGUGAAUAGUCUUCAACAAGUCAGAAACUCUUUCUUCUAGAUUGUACAAGGGAACAGCAACCUUUUCAGAAGUAUCACGACGGACAGCAGUGACUUGGUUUUUCUUAGCAUCAUUGGGUCCAAAUUCAAGGCGAAGAGGAACACCCUUCAUUUCCCAGUGAGCAAACUUGUAACCAGGAGUAUAAGAACGUAAGUCAGCUUCGGCACGAAUGUCAAAGUCAAUGAGACGGGAAGCGAGUUGUCCACAGAAACCUUCAAUAUUCUUUCGUUCUUCAUCAGUGGUUUUGUUGGUGAUACCACAAGGAACAAUGACGGUUUGAACCAAAGCAACAGGAGGUGGCAACUUCAAACCCUUAUCAUCACCAUGAACCAUGACAGCAACGCCAAUGGUACGAGUGGAAAGACCCCAAGAGUUUUGCCAGACAUGGAGCUUAGGACGCUCUCCAGUGGGACCAACUUCAGCAUUAGGAUCCUCAACGACAAUGUUAAACAUCUUAGAAAAGUUUUGACCAAGACCAUGACUAGUACCACCUUGGAUACCGCGACCAGUAGUAGGAAUGUAACCUUCUACAGUAGUAGUGAACAUACCACCAGCAAACUUUUCAUUUUCACUCUUGACACCUCUGAUAACAGGAACGGCCAACAAAUCACUGUAAACACGAGCAUACAAAUCCAAAAUUUGAUAAACUUCUUCGUUAGCAGAAUCCAAGGUCAAGUGAGCGGUAUGACCUUCUUGCCAAAGGAACUCACGGGUUCUCAAGAAAGGUUGAGGGUUCUUGAAUUCCCAACGAACGACAGAGUUCCAUUGGUUCAAACGGAGAGGAAGAUCACGAUGGCUUCGAAUCCAUUUAGCAUAAUAGGGAUACAUAACAGUUUCGGAGGUAGGACGAAUAGCAAUGGGCUCAUCUAACUCGGUGCUACCAGCGCGAGUAACCCAAGCGACCUCAGGAGCGAAACCUUCAACAUGAUCCUUUUCCUUCUCCAAAACCUUUGAAGACACAAAAAGAGGGAAGUAACCAUUACGAACACCAAGUUUCUUAAUUUGCUUGUCGAACCAUAGUUGAAUAGCCUCCCAGAUGCUAAAAGACCAGGGUUUCAAAAUGUAGCAACCAGAAAUGUCAUAGUACUCAAUCAUGUCACUCUUAGUGAGAACUUGUUGGUACCAGUUAGCGAAAUCUACGUCUUUGCGAACAGUGAUACCAAUCAAAGCGGCGUUUUCAAUGGCGGCAUCAUUCUUCGAAACCUCCGUCUUCUUUUGGGUAGCAUCAGGCUUUGAUGCUUGGGAGGGCUUAGCCGCGGGAGCAGAGAAAUCAACAACGACGGGAGUAGCGCCGAUGGACUUCAAAUAAGUUUCAAUAGCGGCAGCAGAGACGAAAAUAGUCUUCUCGCUAGAAGAAGGGUGGACAGCCAAAAGACCUCCGUGGUUAAUGAGGUUUUUAUCUAAAACAACGUGAACCUUUGCGGCAUUUUGUUCAUUUACAGAGAAAACACCAAUGUCCGCGGGAGGAAUGCCAAAAACCUCUUCCACCAAAUCAGCAGCGGCUAAACGAGCUUCCUUGGCACCGACGGCCUUGGCAGCAGCGCCAGAAGGAGUGGCAGUAGAUUCUAAAGCGACUACAAGAAUAGGAACUACAGUCUGAGACUUGGCAGUUUUUGGCUUCAAAACAACAGUCUUGGUCAAGGCGUGAGCAGGAACAUUGCUCAAAGAAGACAAUGCUUCAGACCAAGCAGAACCAUUCGAGACCUUAGCAUGCUGUAACAAAGUUACCUCUUCAGUAGCAAGCCCUUUCAAUUUCGUAAUUAAACUGUCCACGGACAUUUUAAAGAUGGGAAAAAUUUGGUGGUUCUGUCGAGGUUGGUGAGUCACCAUGACUAUUCCACUUCCAAAUUCUUUAGGACCAAGUGGGGGCGAUACACAAAGGUACUAGAAAAGAAAGUUUUAAAGCAUAAAAGGAUAGACAAAGUUGUUUAGAUAAUGUUAUUAAGUUGAUAUAAAUACAAAAUUCAAUAUAAAAUCAAGCUCAAAAAGAAAAA